UUUAUUUAAUAUAUGAUAUUGUUAUUAUUUGCUACAAUAACUUCAAUAUUAUCUUUACAAUUUGGAUAUGAGGUAGAUAAAGACUAAUAGAUAUGCUUUACUGAUAACUUUUCCAAAGAUGAUGUAUUUGACAUAAAAAUUAGUGCAAAUUCAUCAAAUUAUAGUUUGAAGAUAGCUGAAGCUAAUACAUAAUCAAUUGAUAGUUUAUAUGAUAAAAAAGGAUCUUGGGAACAUAAUUACUAAUAUUAAUCAACAUCAUCUAAUGCUCAUGUUAGAUAUUGUUUAACAAAUCUUGAGAAAGACAUAAUCAUUUUUAAUAUUACAUAUAAAACUGGAUCAGAAUUAGCAAAUAUGGGUAAAGUAGCCAAAAUUUCAGAUUUAAAUUAAAUGGGAGGAAUCAUUUAAAAAUUAAAUUCUUAACUUGAUGAUAUUAAAAGAGAAAGAUCUUUUUUAAUUGAAAAAUAUGAUCACAUGUCUAAAGUUUAAGGUUCCAUAUCUAAAAAACAAAUUGCUUUUGGUUUUUUAUGUUUAGGCACAUCUAUGAUCAUUACUGCAAUCACUGUCAGUAUGAUUAAAAGAAUUUUAAGAUAGAAAAAAGAAUCAUGA
Paramecium sonneborni is the source of this 606-nucleotide messenger RNA. The record is from the annotation of a GenBank genome assembly. NCBI's taxonomy places the organism in Eukaryota, Ciliophora, Oligohymenophorea, Peniculida, Parameciidae.